GAACAAAGAACAACGAUGGGCAAUGAAAUUACAAGGGAUUAUCUAUGGAGCCAAUUUGAAGAAUUCAGGAGAGAUUUGAGUCAAGGCAGCAUUCAUGAAAUGUCUGAUAACUACCAAAAACAUUUAAAUGAGAUGCAAAAUCUGCCCCUUAAUAUUGCAGUUACUGGGCCGGCAGGUGCUGGUAAAUCCUCCUUUGUCAAUGCCAUUCGGGGUGUAAUGGAUGAUGAUGAUGAGGCAGCUAAAGUUGGAACAGUAGAAGACACCAUGGUGCCAAAGGCAUAUCCCCAUCCCUCUUGUCCCAAUAUCCAAAUAUGGGACCUUCCAGGGAUUGGAACACCUAUGUUUAAAAAAGUGGAAUAUUUGCAGAAAGUCCACUUUGAAAGAUAUGAUGCCUUUAUUAUUGUUACAUCUGAUCAGUUUACUGGAAAUGACGCUUUCCUGGCAAAGGAAAUACAAAGAAUGAGGAAGAAGUUUUACUGUGUGUGUACAAAAAUAGAUGUCAAUAUCGACAGAGAAAAGAGGAAAAACAAUUUCAUGAAGGAGAAAACCCUGGCAUUUAUAAGGAAAUGUUGUGAAGGUAAUUUGAGUAGGGCAAGUGGACUUUCCACACGAGUAUUUCUGAUCUCCAACUGGAAGGUAGACAAGUAUGAUUUCCCUCUCCUGCGAGAGACAAUGGCUGCUGAACUUCCUUACUACAAGAAGCAUAUUUCAACAAUGGCUGCGCAGCUUUUCUCCGAAAGUGAAUUGAUGACGAAAAAAGCUGAAAUAACAUCAUAUAUAAAGAAGGUGGCGUGGGUAUCUUGUGCUUGUGGAGUAGUUCCUGUUCCAGGUCUCUCUGUGCUUUGUGAUAUUCCAAUAUUGCUGGAUGCUCUGAAAUGCAUCUGCAACGCAUUUGGUUUCGAUGACAAUUCGCUCCAUAUUUUGGCAAUUCACACUGGAAAAGGAUUUGAAGAGUUGAAAUCGGUUAUCAAGAAAACUCCCUUAGCCAACACAAUAAACAUAGGAUUGGUAUUUUCUCUAUUGAUGAAGUCAUCUCUCUGGGUAAAUGUGUCGAUUGCUGAAGUGGCUUUUACUUUUAUACCUCUUAUUGGGUCUGGGUUUGGUGGAGUAAGUUCAUUUGCUGUCACAUAUCAUUUUCUGAACACGUUUCUGGAUGAUGUUAUGGAAGAUGCCCGAAAUCUUCGAGCAACGCUUCUUGAGUGAUCCUUGUCCCAGGGAAAGGUCCCAGGCACCCUCAAACCCUGUUUGGAGGAGACAGUCAAGCAUUUCCUCCAAUGAAAGCAGGGAAGGAAAAUAAUAAUGUGCUUCAAAGCCAUAGUAGAACUAUCUAUUUGCUUGCUCGUUUUAAUAAUUCUUCAAUUGAAGUAUGUGCUUGAUUAUCCUUAGGACAAAUAACUAUCUCUGUCUGCAGAUGUUUUCAUAGGAAGCCGGAAAUUAAAUAUUUCUUUUUUUUUCUUUUGUUUUUUUCUUUUCUGCAUGUAACUAUUAUAAAUAACAAAACAAAACAGGAGAGACUUUGCUAUCAAGCUGAAAAUAUUAGAAUCCUUUUUUAAAAAUACCAUGAAAACUCAAUGUACUCUUCUAAAGCUACUAAUGUCACACUGAGC
Messenger RNA from Notechis scutatus (mainland tiger snake), 1607 nucleotides. NCBI's taxonomy places the organism in Eukaryota, Metazoa, Chordata, Lepidosauria, Squamata, Elapidae. The record is from RefSeq and is a predicted model, not a curated record.